Molecule: messenger RNA, 1362 nt
Organism: Chara braunii
Lineage: Eukaryota; Viridiplantae; Streptophyta; Charophyceae; Charales; Characeae
Source: the annotation of a GenBank genome assembly
UGUGUGGCGCUGUCAUUCCUCCACCCUGUUGCCUCCGUCUCAAAACCCGUCUGAACCUUCCCUCCCAGUCUCCCAGUAUUAUUCAAGUGUUCUGCGACUGCGGAGGGUAUAGCCCUGGUCCUCAUGCUCACGAAUGGUUUCGAUCAGAGUUAUCUUAUUGGCGACAAGGGAGCGUUCGGGGAAGUGUAUUGGGGUUCGCUGGGAGGAACUCAGGUGGCAAUCAAGGUAAUGCACGGGGAGCUGACGGCUGUGAAGCGCAGGCAGUUCGUCAUUGAGGUAAAUACUCUCAGCCGUGUUCACCACGCCAACCUCAUCCAGCUCAUCGGAUACUGCGACGAGGGGAAACGGUGCAUCCUGGUCUACCCUUAUUUCGCAGGCGGGAGCUUGCACUCACGAUUACACAAGAGGGUGGGUGUGCGCGGAGCAGCGCCCCCGCCGCCGCUGACGGUGUCACAGCGAAUGUCGAUCAUUUUGCAGAUCGCAGAAGGGCUUCGGUAUUUGCAUUGCGGCGCCAAUCCGAGAGUCAUUCAUCGGGACGUGAAGAGCAGCAACGUCCUCCUCAGCGAUGGUGGUGACGGCAGCUUGCAAGUCGUGCUCGCUGAUUUCGGCACGGCAGCCAUCGCCCAGAACGUCUUCGAGACGGGGCACGAGAGCAUGGUGAAGACGUGUCAGCUGGCGGGGACACGUGGCUACAUCGCACCCGAGUACGUGCUGAGAGGGCGGCUGACGGCCAAGAACGACAUGUUCGCUUUCGGAGUCGUCGUGUUGGAGUUGAUGACCGGAAAACCGGCGAUUCUGCGCCAAUCCCUGGUUGAUGACGACUUUCAAGCGCUCGCGGAAUGGGUAAGAGGAUUUUCCCAGCGUCCAAACAUGUAUGCCAUUCUCGGCACGAUCGUCGACCCGUGCUUGAGGAGUGUAGUGGAGACGAACGUCGUCGUCAGGAAUAUGGUGAUGGAUGUGGUUAAUCUCGGGAUGGCCUGCUCCCAAGAGGAAGACGAGCAAAGGCCGAUCAUGAGCUCGGUGUGCGACAGGCUUACGGUUAUCCUGUCGGAAGCAAAAGGGCGGGGUAUAUAAGAGUGACGUCGUCCAUGGCAGAGUGGACGAGUAUCUGGAAAUGGCGGCGAGGUUGCCAGUCGGCGAAAGCUGGGGGCGGGAGGGAAGGGAGGGAGGGGGUGGGGAGCUGGGGUGGAGAGGCGGCCGGAUUGCGAACGACGGAGAAGGAUGAGCUUAGAAAUUCUCGAGGCCUUAAUCCUGGACAGAGUGCCUACUCCAGAGUUGUCAAAUCACUCGACAGACGAUACUCAAGUAUAGUGAGGGAAGACUGAUGAUGUCGUUCGUUAUCAAUCAAGGCGCACAAAGAUG